UCUGUAGUAUCGCUCUACUAAUUAAUUUACUACAGCUCAGUACAACUCUUUCGUUGGAGCAGUGAGUUAGCGUAUCGAAAAGAAACUCUUUAAUUAUUUUGUAAUUAAUUUGACAGUUUCACUAGAACAGUAAAUUUUAACGAUAUGGAAGAAAUUCAGCUUAGUAAAGAUCAAUUAUCCCAUUUGAAAAUGGCAUUUGACGCGUUUGAUCCCGAAAAAAAGGGAUGUAUUGGUACAAACAUGGUAGGGACAAUUCUGGAUAUGCUUGGCCAUGAAGUGAAGUCGGAGGAACUCUCAGAAAUUAUAUUAGAAGUUGAUACAUGGGGAACCGGGGAAUUAAAAUUCGAGGAGUUUUGUCAGGUAGCGUCGCGCUUCCUUGAAGAGGAUACUGACGCUGAGGCAGUACAACAAGAAUUACGAGAAGCAUUCCGAUUAUACGAUAAAGAAGGUGACGGUUAUAUCACAACCGAUGUGUUCAGAGAUAUCCUUCACGAACUGGACGACGCGCUAUCUCCGGAGGAACUUGAUAUGAUUAUAGACGAAGUAGACGCUGACGGAUCUGGCACAGUCGAUUUCGAUGAAUUCAUGGAGGUCAUGACAGGAUAAAUUAUGAUUUUGGCACCGCGCGGAUACAUCGUGUCUAUCGCCCACAUAUCGGACAACGAGCGUGCCUGUGCAAACAGAGAAGCCAAAAACUCCUCGAAAUUGUAUGUGACGCUGACGGAAUAUAAAGUCAUGCGUUUAUCACAUAAAAAAAUCCCGCCGUAAAAUUUACGUUUUUUUUUUCUUGGAUAAAAUACGUGAUUCGAAAGUUCCAAUAGUGGAUGUAAUCGAAGAUAAAUUAAAAAAUUUCUUAAUAAAAUAAUACGCAUGGAAUGUAGCCAUGUCAAACAUAAAUUGGAGAAAGAUUUUGAUAUUCUUUUAAAUUAAUAAUUAAAUAUAAUAAUGAUAAGAUUUAUGCAUAUCGAAAUUCAUAAUUAUUAGUUUUAAAAAAUCAUAAUUGAAUAAUAUAUUUUGCUUGCGUGAUGUGUCACAUGCCGAAUAAAAUUAGCAAAUCGUUUAUGUUAUAAAAUUAUAUAUAAAACAAAACAGAAAGAUCGCAAACAAGUGAGAUUUAUUUAAUAAUAAAUUCCAAUCAAACAAACUUCAAUGUAUGAAAAUCAUUAAUUAAUUAUUUUCUUUUUUUAAAGUUUCAAAAACAUAAACAUGCAAUUUUAAUAAAAACUUGAUAUUUACUUUUUCUUUAUUUUACUAUAAUAAAAUUCAUUGAUAAUUAAAAACACAAUAGAAUAAGAUUAUAUUUUAUUUUAUUAUAAAAAAAAAUUUUGAUAAUAUUUGUGAAUCGCACUUUAAAACUUAUUGAUGUUUUAUACAGGUGAUUAUACAGGAGAAUGUAUAAAGAAAUGGAUCUCAUUUUUUUAUAUGCUAUUUCAAUGACUAAAAAAAUAAUAACAUGUGCUUUGCAAUUUUCCGUAAUUUCUCAUUAUAUUAUAAUAAUAGCUGUAAUCAAUACAAGAUGUUGCACCUGAAAAUACAUACUCGCGUGUUGGCAACUAUAGUGGCACGUGCUUUGCACACAUCAACUGUAGCAUUACACACUCGAAUCUGUAACAGCAGUGUAAUCUAUUGUGAACUUUUGUCGAAAGAGUAGCGUGCUCCAAGGAGCUCGACAAUGCACGCGAUGGCAAACGGCUGUAUUCCGGAGUGAACGAUAAAAUCGCCUAAAUAUAAUAGCAGCCACCGGGCUUUAUGAGCUUAUAAUUAGGAACCUAAGAAUAAGACCUGUGCACGAUUAUUGCAUAGAGUCGUCUUGGGUCAGUCUCACCCAUGAAUUCUCUCCGGCGGUGAGCCAAUAUUGUCUAUUGUUGCAUCCAUGCAACCGGUCACACAUCGUGUCGCUCGUAAAUUUCUGCGUUUUGAAACGUAGCAAAAUUUCACAAUGAACCGGUUGUAAGAUGUCAGAUAUGGCGAUGCGAGUUCUAAUCAUAAAAUGUUUCCGCGAUGGCCUGGUUAGAAAAUGCGGCACAAUUUUAUUGCGAUUCAAAGACAUUUUAAGGGGACAAUGGAAGUUGCCACGCUAACAUAAUCCGUAUGCUACUGUAUUCUU
Molecule: messenger RNA, 2107 nt
Organism: Formica exsecta
Lineage: Eukaryota; Metazoa; Arthropoda; Insecta; Hymenoptera; Formicidae
Product: troponin C-like
Exons: 5
Coding region: 145-606 (153 amino acids)
Molecular function (GO): calcium ion binding; enzyme regulator activity
Source: RefSeq, a predicted model, not a curated record